ACGUUUGUUUCUUCAGUGUCGUUUUUUAUUGGAACACCGAUGAGUUUUUUUGUGUACCUAGCAACAGACUGCAGAUAGCAACCGUGUUGGACAAAUGUCAUCGCUGACGCGGAUUUAAUGAAAUAAAAUGCAUCUGGCAUGAUUUUGGACGAUUGUUACGAGUCCCCUCGUCCUGCUGAUGAAGAGGAGGCUUUCUACAUGCAGUGCAGAGCCGCGUACCUGUCUGUGUUCAGGUCCAGUCUGACAAAUAUCACGUCGAAACAGCAGCUAUGCCGUGCUCUCCAGCAGGCUGGUAGAAAUCCAUCCCAUGCAACUCUCAAUAAAUACUGGACCCCAAGAACAUCCAAACUGAACUUUGAUGACUUCUGCGAGAUUCUCAAGUGUGAGAAGAAAACUGAGGAAGCUGAGCUCAUGAGAGCCUUCAAAAAGAUGGACGUGAACGGCGAUGGCUACAUCUCACACAGUGAACUGGAGAAGGCACUUACCACUAAAGGAGAGAAAAUGACCACUGAAGAGGUGAAUGCUAUUUUCUCGCUACUUGACAUCAACAAAGACGGGAAACUGGAAUAUGCAGAAUUCUGCAGAUUGCUUGUGUCUACAGUAGAGCAGUGUCAGGCGGCUGUUUUGGAGAAGCUCGAGGCUAACGCCAAGCUGAAGAGACAGAACUUUGGCAGUCAGUCAUACAGCCCUCCGAAGAGCGCCAUAUCACAAGCGGCAGCGAGUCUCCCUCAGCCUCCAGAAACACCUCGGGCGGACUCAGACACGACACUCAAGAAAGACAGCCGAUCGUCCUCCCGUCCUUCUUCAGCUCGCAGCAGACGGUCGUCCCUGUCCAACCCAAUCACUGUGACAUCCAGCAGCACAAAGGCCACCAAAAUACCAGAGCCCUCAGGCUUACAGGAGUGGAAUCACACUUAUGUGAAGGGGUGUUUCUUCUUGGAGGAUGAUGGAAGUAUCAGCUCUCUGCAGUACCAGCUCCACAUCCCCCAGACAACCAACGUCUACCUAACCAUCCAACCACUGAGCCUUAGCCACAGACCUGACAAGCCUUCUUCAUGGAUGUCAGUGGACACAGCUCUUUUUGUCAUGUCAGCUGGUGAAACCAAAGAGGACUCAUCUUUAGUGUGUUUCACAGAGUCGAAAGAUAAAGAAAAGUAUGUUUGGAAAGGAGAAUUGAAUGCUGGGACGUACUACCUGCUUCCCUUCACUAGUGGCUGCAAACUUAAGAAAACCAAGAGCAAAAAGAGCUUUUCUAAUAAACCUGUCGAGCUUGUCUACAGGACCGACACUGGAGAACUAGACCUCACCAGAGAACUCAGGGAGGCGCUGUCUGACAUCUUUGAGGUGAUCGACAUGGAUGGAAAUGGUUUGCUCAGUCUGGAGGAGUACAAUUUCUUUGAGCUGAGAACCAGCGGAGAGAAAUGUGACAAGGAUGCCUGGGCUGUCUGUAAAGAGAACUUUGAUAUGAGAAAGAACCAGCUGACACGGCAGGGCUUCAUGGAGCUGAACCUGAUGGAGGCCACAGAGAAAGAUGGAGACCCUGCCGACCUUUGGGUCACCCUGGAAGCUAUGGGCUACAACCGAAUGCUGGAGCUAGUAGAUGCUUGUCCAUUCCAGGUAGAUGUCUACUGUGAAGGCACUCAGCCAUCCACGCAGCCGCUCAGUAUGGACUCAGGGCCCAAGCUUCUGAACCAGGCCGUCCAGAAGUCCAUCACAGCCAGGACAGGGGCCAAAGCACUGAGGGGACAAGACAACGUUUUCAUCUACACCUGUCGAGGAGAACACAGGAUCUCCUCCCUCAUAGCAAACAAGACCAACCAGAAAGUGACUGUCCAUGUAAACAAUGAGCAAAGCAGGAACUGCUGCAGCAGCAGAGGCAUGAGUGUGUUUGCUGUCGAGGUGCCAGCCAGGACUAAGAUGGUGUGCCAACACAUCCUGCCCAUCAAUGAGAGACAGGACUGGACCUACAACUGUGUGGAGACCAUACUACCCUGCACGUGAAGCUGUGGUUCCCAUGAGGGAUUCAAAGCUUACCUAUUCUAGUGACAGAAAAGUGACACAUAAUGAGUAGAAAAUCUGCUGUCUCCACUGACGUGUGAACAGUUUUGUUUGUGGUUAGAUGCUUCUUAUGUGAUAUUUCAUUGUAACUAACAAGGCCCAAAAGGACAUGUUCCAACCGUGUUCAAACUGUACCUGUGUGUUUUGUAAAGCCUCAUAUGUCAGAUUGCAACACCAGGAGGUGAGACCAUCUGUCUGCUUGUGGCUGGCAGCUUGACCACACUGCUGCUUUUGUCGUGCCUUUGUAUACGUGAUGUGGUUAAUGUAGAUAAUUUCAAAAUUGCCUUAAUAAUAAUUAACAUUUUAAAUGUAUAAAAGCUUAAAUAUUAAAUUACCAAUGUGACACAUCUAAUGUACACACAAAUCGAUUUUGUUGAAGUAAUUUAAAAUAGAGAGUUAUUUUGCAUAUUAAUGUCCCUUAUGUGCCAGGUCUGUGCAUCACUAUUUUGGUUCUCCAUGAAUGUCAGUCAGUCACAAUUAAAUGGAAGAUGAUUUUCACAUUAGCUACCUUUUCAUGUGACAGUAUACAGUCCUGUAAUCAUAAAACCAAUGUGCUAAGAUUUUCUUUUCUUUUGUAUCUUUAUAUAUAAUAUACGUAACUUUUAAAAAACAUGUAUUAAUUUGUCAUUUUUCUCGUGUAGUAAAUAUUAUUAUUUAUAUAAUAUAAUAUCUCUUUGGUUUACAGUUUUGAAUGCAACACUUAAUUAUGUCCCACAUCAGCAUCUUGUUUCAACACUCCACAUACCCCAGCAACAUUUUAUAAACCAUUGUAAAUAAACAGAAACUAUGGUUGAAUCAAAAGUGAACAUUUCUUAAACAUUUAGGUGACAUAUAACAGAUUUCACUUGGGCAUGUGAGGAAGCUCAGGUAGGACUUGCUUCAUAUGGAAAUAUGGCCAUUUAAAUGCUGUUGAAACAAUGAUGAUAAUUCAACCUGUGCGUCUAAAGAAAUGUUAAUGUUCUGUCUUUUGACUUGUUAAUCACCAAAUCACUGUUUACUGGGCAUUUGUUUUACAUUUAAAUAAAGGAUUGUACUUGUG
Larimichthys crocea (large yellow croaker) is the source of this 3097-nucleotide messenger RNA. RefSeq names its product EF-hand calcium binding domain 7 (gene efcab7). Gene Ontology annotation, biological process: positive regulation of protein localization to ciliary membrane. Lineage: Eukaryota; Metazoa; Chordata; Actinopteri; Sciaenidae. The transcript has 14 exons. The record is from RefSeq and is a predicted model, not a curated record. Gene Ontology annotation, molecular function: calcium ion binding. Gene Ontology annotation, cellular component: plasma membrane protein complex; ciliary membrane. Bases 139 to 2001 code for a protein of 620 amino acids.